AUGUAAAGGGUGAAAAGAGAUGAACAAGCUAAAGAAGUUAUAAAUGUACUCCUAGCAGAAGAUGCUCCCAUCUAAAGUCUUAAUUGCAAUUUAUCUAAUAGGAAUAGCAUUAAUUGAUUUAUUACAAUUAUGUAAUUAUCAAGUAGUUGCAUGUGAAACUGGUAUUUAAGCAAGGGAUGAACUUCUGAAAACAGAAAAUGAAUUUGAUUUGAUAUUGUUGGAUUUGGGUCUUCCCGAAAUGACCGGUUUAGAACUUUUGUAAAUUAUUAAAGCGUAAAUUUUUUUAUGAGAAUCAAGUAUUGACAAAUUGAAGGACGUUCCAGUCAUAAUGAUGAGUGGUGAUGAUGAGACAGAAACAGUGGCUGCUUGUUUAAAUGCAGGAGCAGAAGAUUAUAUGGUCAAACCUGUUAAUUUUAAAAAACUUUAAGGGCUUUAAACCUUCGUAAAAAAAAAGCCCAAGUAACGAAAUGUAUAAAAAUUAUAUACACUUUUCUUAGAACAACCAAAACGAAAAAGGAUACUAUACAAUUGUUAGAAAUAUAGGCAAAGGAGCUUCUGGUUCUGUUGAAUUAGUAAGAAAAAGUACUGAUUAAGAAUUAUAUGCCAUGAAAGUAAAAUUUCAAUGAAUUUAGGUCAUUCCAACCUUUUUCAUGAAUGAAUAAGAAAGAAAAAAUGCUGAAAAUGAAGUGAGUUUGCUAAGAGUCCUAACUGCUCCAACAAUUAUUAAAUAUUAUGAAAGCUUUACUGAAAAUGAAUCUUUAAAUAUAAUCAUGGAAUAUGCUGAAGGAGGAUCUCUUACUGAAAAAAUAUCUGAAUAUUCAAGAUAUGGAAGUUAAGUGCCCAAAGAUUAAGUAUUAGCGUGGAUGGCAUAAUUAGUAAUAGCAAUUCACUUUAUGCAUUCUAAGAAUAUUCUUCAUAGAGAUAUCAAAACUCAGAAUAUGUUUUUGAAUAAAGGUUUAAAUUAACUUAUAUCUUCUUAGAAUAAGUUAUUAAAUUGGGAGACUUUGGUAUUUCUAAGGCAUUAGGAACCCAUGCCAAUUUUGCAUAAACCUUCUUAGGAACUCCUUAUUUUAUGUCACCUGAAGUCAUUAGAGGUGAACCUUAUGGGAAAAAAUCUGAUAUAUGGGCCUUAGGUUGCGCCUUGUAUGAAUUGGUUAUGUUAAAACGACCCUUUUAACAUGAUAACAUUUAAAUUAUUUUUGAAAUGAUACAGAAUAAGCCUUACGAUAUGGAUCCAUCAGUUGACUUAGAUCUUCAAUAACUAAUAGAAAAAACAUUAUAGAAGGAUCCUAAUAAUAGGCCUACUGUUGAAGACUUAGCAGCAAUCCCCUGUAUUGAAGAAAAAAUUAAUUAAUUUUAUAAGGAUCAUCCGAAUGAGAGUACUUUAUUUUCGAUUUUUCAUAGCUAAUCUAAUAUCGGUCAAAAGAUUGCAAUUAGGCCCUUAAUUAUAACCUGAAACAACAGAAUAAGUUUAAGAUGAAAAUUAUGUUGCUAUUUCAGCUGAUAUGAUAGAGAAAAUUUAAUUAAGAAAAAUAGUAUAUGGAUUCGUCAAUUAAAUGUAAUUAUAAUCUUUCUAAGCUUAGUGAAUAUAUAGGUGUUUUAGGUCAAGAUAUUUUAAAUUAUCUUUAAAAAGCCUGCAAAAAUUAGUUAGAAAUUUAAUAAGUUAGUUAAUAGUUAUUAGAAUCUUAACUUAUAAUACCCUUAGAAUCACAAAAGGAUUUAACACCUAACUCAUAUUAUUCUUUCCCAAUUUUCCUUUAAUUUAUAGCUGCCAAUAAUUAUUAAAAAUAUACUGGAAGUUCUAUAGAUUUAAUGGAAAUUUCAGAAAAACUAAUCAAAAAAUUCAGAGAAUUCCAAAAGAAAUUUGUAGAUAAGAAUACCAUAAAGGAGGACAUUUUAGAAUAAGGGUUUAAGGAGUACUUUCAGUUAAUUCAAGAAACAACUUAAUUAUAAAAAUCAACAAUUAUUGAUUACUCUUAAGAAAAGCAAUUAGCAGCCUAUGUUAAUAUAUUUUAAAUAAUGAGAUUUCAUCAGUAAUACUUAUUAUUUAUAUGUUUAGAUCAUUAAAUUAAUAUUAUGUUAAUAAACUCCAAUAAAAAGGAGUAAUAGAAGAACCUAAAUCAAUCAUAAAAACCAUUAUAGGUUCUAUUUUACCUCCACAUCCCAAAAUAGUAGAUUUUGCUUAUUCAAUAAACAAAUUAAUUACUACUUUACCUUAAAUAAAACAUGGAAUAUUGAGAAGAAAUAAACCUGCUCCAAAUUUUCAUCCAUUGCCAAAUAAUGAUCCAAGAAUCCUCACUGUUGAUACUAGGGGAGUGAUCUUCAUUUUUACUGAAGAAUACUAAGAUGCGAAUGUUAAUUUAAUUACUGAACUACAAUUCUUAGAUGAAAAAUCAGUUUAAUAGUUUAUUCAAAAUCAUAUUAAAUAAUUUAUAUUGCGAAAUGUCUGCCUUGACAUUAUUGAAUAAGAAAUUAUAAUACAUCCUUUAUGUUAAAGUAUUAAGACUAAAAUAAUUUUUAGCCUAUCUAAGUGACUUUGUUUCUGAAAAGUAAUUGUUUGAAUGGUUACUCGACAGAAUGGAUGAUGGAUACAAUAAGGGAAAACUCUUACAUUAGUAUGAUUAGUAGGAUUUUUAUAUAAGAUUCAAGAAUCCUAACGAGUAGAAAAAAUAACCAAAAAAUUGA
This is a messenger RNA of Paramecium octaurelia, 2685 nucleotides long. The record is from the annotation of a GenBank genome assembly. Lineage: Eukaryota; Ciliophora; Oligohymenophorea; Peniculida; Parameciidae.